This is a messenger RNA of Coccinella septempunctata (seven-spotted ladybird), 1467 nucleotides long. RefSeq names its product GTP cyclohydrolase 1-like. Gene Ontology annotation, biological process: tetrahydrobiopterin biosynthetic process; tetrahydrofolate biosynthetic process. Gene Ontology annotation, cellular component: cytoplasm. The transcript is spliced from 4 exons. Gene Ontology annotation, molecular function: zinc ion binding; GTP binding; GTP cyclohydrolase I activity. Lineage: Eukaryota; Metazoa; Arthropoda; Insecta; Coleoptera; Coccinellidae. The record is from RefSeq and is a predicted model, not a curated record. The coding region runs from base 83 to 886 and encodes 267 amino acids.
AUAAUUCGCGCUUGUCCCCCUGAAAAGCUCAGUUCUCCUACGGUAUUAGGCGCGUGCGAACUGAUUUACUGUGCUGCUUUAAAUGCCAGUCACCAAGGAGCUAACACUCGAUCUGCAAGACGGAAACGAAGUUAUGACAUCUAAUGGUGAAAAUUGCAACAAUAGAAGGCCAGCGGUUACGCGAACCCUCUCUGAAAAUUACGAACUGAAAGACGUUGAAGUGCCUGGAACCCCAAAGACGCCCAGAACUUCAGCAACCCCAGGACACGAAAACUGUACAUUCCACCACGACCUAGAACUUGACCAUCGACCACCAACGAGGGAAGCCAUGCUACCCGAAAUGUCCAGAUCGUACAAAUUAUUAUUAGCCUCCCUUGGGGAGAAUCCUGAAAGACAGGGCCUUCUUAAGACACCAGAGAGAGCAGCAAAGGCAAUGCUGUUCUUCACCAAAGGAUAUGAUCAAACUGUUGAAGAGGUGCUCAACGGAGCAGUUUUUGACGAAGACACUGACGAAAUGGUGGUGGUCAAAGACAUCGAAAUGUUUUCAAUGUGUGAACACCAUUUGGUGCCUUUCUACGGCAAGGUAUCUAUCGGUUAUCUUCCGCGAGGAAAAAUCUUAGGUCUGAGUAAACUGGCAAGGAUUGUAGAAAUAUAUUCGAGAAGGCUUCAGGUGCAGGAAAGGCUAACUAAGCAGAUCGCUGUAGCGGUCACGAAGGCGGUGCAGCCAGCUGGAGUAGCCGUAGUAGUGGAAGGAAUACAUAUGUGCAUGGUGAUGAGAGGAGUUCAGAAGAUAAAUAGCAAGACAGUCACGUCUACAAUGCUUGGAGUAUUCAGGGACGAUUCGAAGACAAGAGAGGAGUUCUUGAAUCUGGUUCAUAGCAAAUAAAUAAAUAAGACAAUCAUUUACGAAAGUAAUUAGAGGUUUUCAGGAGUGUUUUAUCUUUUCAUUUGUUACAUUAAAAAUCGAGAUGCUAAUAAUUCCUUUACAAACAAAGACGUUUUUUCAAUAUUCAAGGUCGAAUAUGAAGCAUCACCGAUGACUUAAAAUUCAUAUUCGAUCAAACGACUCUUCUGAAAACUUCUGUUAUCGACGGAUAUUACUGUUGACAUUUAAGGAUAUAUAUUAUUAGAAUCAAAUGUGGACCAUCUUAAACAAAUGUUAUUGCAAAAUAAGAUAUUUAUUAUUCCAAUCACUGUUGACGUAAAAUGUAUUUAUAUUUUUGUGGAAAUAUUUACUGUAUCAAAAAUGUGUUCUCAGUGAAGAUUCUGUGAAAAUUUCUAACUGUGUGAAUUGACGAAAAUUUGUUCAUCUUUAUUCCGAAGUAUUUUUUGCUUGUAUAAGUUCUGUGAUAAUGAAGGUAAUCGUAAUUGACGAGCCCUAAAGGCUGCUAACCUUAACAGGGUUCCUAUUGUAUAUGAUUAUCGCCAGCCUGUCUUUGUCGAAAGAAUAAAAUGAGCUGCAACAGA